CUUCUUUGGAAUGGUCUAGUCUGUCCAGUUGUCGACGGUAGAGGCGGUGAGGCGGUCCUGAGCAGAAAUCUUAAAAAAAGAAAAGUUUUAGUCAGUUUUGUGGUGUUAUUCCUGAAUCCACUUGGAAUAUUAAAUUCUGUGUAAAACUAUGGCUUCUUCCGAUGUUGCUCGGCAGCCGCAUAAGGGGGUCCGGCCACUGUCCCUGGCGGGCCAUGUGGGCUUUGAUAGCCUCCCAGAUCAGCUUGUCAACAAGUCCAUCUGCCAGGGCUUCUGCUUCAAUAUUCUCUGCAUCGGUGAGACCGGUAUUGGCAAGUCUACCCUGAUGGACACUCUGUUCAACACCAACUUUGAGAACUUCGAGUCAUCCCACUUUGAGCCUCAGGUGAAGCUGCGGGCCCAAACUUAUGACCUGCAGGAAAGCAACGUCAGACUACGCCUUACCGUGGUGAACACGGUGGGCUUUGGAGACCAAAUGAACAAACAGGAGAGCUAUCAGCCGGUGGUGGACUACAUCGACAGGCAAUUUGAGAGUUAUCUGCAGGAAGAGCUCAAAAUCAAGCGCUCCCUUCACAACUACCAUGAUUCACGAGUCCACGCCUGCCUGUACUUCAUCUCGCCCUCAGGUCACUCCCUCAAAUCCCUGGACCUGGUCACCAUGAAGAAACUAGACAGCAAGGUGAACAUCAUCCCAGUGAUCGCCAAAGCCGACACCAUCAGUAAGAGCGAGCUGCACAAGUUCAAGAUCAAAAUCAUGAGCGAGCUGGUCAGCAACGGCGUCCAGAUCUACCAGUUCCCCCUGGAUGAUGAGACAGUAGCCAAAGUCAACACUACAAUGAACGGUCAUCUGCCGUUCGCUGUGGUCGGCAGCACGGAGGAAGUCUCCGUCGGCAAUAAGAUGGUGAAGGCUCGUCAGUAUCCCUGGGGCGUAGUACAAGUGGAGAACGAGAACCACUGUGACUUCGUGAAGCUGAGAGAGAUGCUGAUCUGUGUAAACAUGGAGGACCUGAGAGAGCAGACGCACACUCGUCACUACGAGCUGUACAGACGCUGCAAACUGGAGGAAAUGGGAUUCAAAGACACAGACCCAGAGUGCAAACCUGUCAGUUUGCAGCAGACUUACGAAGCCAAACGUCAGGAAUUCCUGGUGGAGCUGCAGAAGAGAGAGGAUGAGAUGAGGCAGAUGUUUGUGCAGAGGGUGAAGGAGAAGGAGUCUGAGCUGAAGGAGGCUGAGAGAGAGCUGCAGAGCCGUUUCGAGCAGCUGAAGCGCCUCCACGCGGAGGAGAAGUCGGCUCUGGAGGAGAAGAAGAGACUCCUGGACGACGACCAGAGUUCCUUCAGCAAGAGACGCGCCGCCGCUCAGCUCCUGCAGGCCCAGAGCCUCACCGCCAACGGCAAGAAGGACAAGGACCGCAAGAAUUCUGGCUUCAUGUGAAGACUUUUGGAUCCGAACCAAACUCAAGUGUGACCAGUGACAUUCAGACCUGUCACAUCCUUUCCAGCUCUUUGUGGCCAGUCUCAGACACUAACCAGGAAGGACCCCCCACACACACACACAUACACACACACACCAGCAGUGCGUACGAGUUUGUUUUUUGUGCCAAAGUUAAGACGACUGUUCCCAAGACUCCUGCGCACAAUUUCCUCUGUGUUAUUUUUAAUCCUCUUUUGUGCGGUUUAUACCUCUUUUGUGUAAUAUUUUAUAUUUAUCCUUUCAUUUUUAUAUAAAACUUUAAUUUUCCAUAUACCUCCUUUUUUUUUUUUUUUUUUUUUUAAACUUUUGCCCAGACUGAGGGACUCCUCAGAGAAUUGACUUAAACACAGCCUCCUCCCUAGAUCCUGCACACAGAUCAAAGGAUCUGGAUUAGCUACUAACAAUACAGAAAGUCUCAGUCUUUAGUGAAUAAUGAGAUCACACUUUUUAAUGCACCGUUCAAGUCUAACGUGCUUAUAAUUUAUUAUAAAACCACCUUCAGAUGUAAAUUCGGUACAAAUUUUACAUGUUGGUCUCACGUCUGAAUAAACACCCGAGUCACUUUUUCAUGAAAGUCACAAUAGGGUUCUGACUCGUCUCACCUACUAAACCUGAAGUUUGGCCUUCUAAGAGCACUGUAAUAAAUAAUUCAUGUAGUUAUCAUAUCUAAUUUACUAAGAAAAUAAUUAAUAAUUAAAUUCCUUGUGGUGUGAGACAAAAAUGGAACAAAAACUUUAGGAAAUUCCCAAUAAUCAUCAGACUUUUAUUCAUAUCAACAGCUUACAGUAUGAAUAUCCAGCGAAAUGAUCACAACCUACCUGCUUGUUAUUUUUAUCUUGAGCUCCGUCGGAUUUUAUAAAACAGGCAGCAGAAUUAUAUCAAGUUUCUAAUAAAUAAUGACACUGAUCAUGAUAUUUAUCAGGGGACCUACAAGAGUUGCUUAGACCAGUUAUCCCUCACGCUCACAGUGGCUGUUAAUAAAGCCACGGAGAGAAACAAUCAUUCCAAAGAUCAUGCAAAAAAAAUAGUUUUAGGAUCACUCGAUAUCAUAAUUCACCUUCUCACAGCUGUUGUCAGGCAGUGCUGCUGCUGCUGCUGCUGCUAUGAGGAAGACGGGAAGCUUUGUGCUCUCUGUCAUCAACCUCUCGUCGUAUCUGCAAUCGUCCUGCCAUGUUUGAAAAGAGAACAGAAGAGAGACAUGUUUGAAUGCCAGAAAGCCAUUACUCACUAAAAUAUUACAUGAUCCAUGUCUGAACAGGGCUUUAGUGAUCAUUUCUGAAUCUAGUGUGUUUAUCAUCAAUAGUAAGCGUAGUCACUGAACACUAUAAUUAAUGUUCCCUUUACUGUAUUAUCAUUAUAGAGGUCAGACAGUGUUAUUAUGUCUGAUUAUAUCUGCUAUAAACUUUUUAACAUGGACAAACCAGCCACACUAAUUGUCCUCUAGUUGUUCCAAAGAGAAAGUCAUUUCCAAACUUUUUCAGUCCAAACACAGUUUUACAGUUUUUCUUGGAGGUUGAGGUUUUGUUUUGGAUUAGGUACAUGUUACAGUACACAGUACAGUAUCUUGUGUGAAUUAUCAUCUUGUGUGCGUGUGCGUGCGUGUGUGUGUGUAUAUAUAUAUUGUGUUUUACCCGCUCCCUUAUUUUUUUUCCUACCGACACAACAAACUUUUAAAGUUUGCAAUACGGUCUGUCUGAAAAGGACUGACUCAUGGAAAAAUAAUACAUCAUGGAUUCAGUGUUUUUGUUGAGGAAGAUGAAGGAGGAAGAGAGGGAAGACGCUUCUCUCUGGAGUCAAGACAAGACAGGGAUUCACACCUCGUGUCAUCUAACAGUACAGAGUAAACCAGGACACUGUGACACUGGUUUCCGCUAAAAGUGUGAUAUUUAAACCGACAUUUACUCACAAACACUGCCACUUUACAUUUACACUAGUGCUUAAGACGUGUUAGUGCCUUAUCUGUGUGCUUACUGUAGAAAUACACUAUCCACUUAACUUGUACAUCCAGGGAAACCCACCGAUGCCUGAUGGAGUGAAGCUUUUCUAAGACACAUUUGUACUACACUUGUAUUUAUGGAAUAAACAGUGUUACUUGGGAGCCUUUAUCCUUCUUUCUAAAUAAAUCUUUGUAUUUUUGUCAUGA
Messenger RNA from Thunnus maccoyii (southern bluefin tuna), 3614 nucleotides. RefSeq names its product septin 10 (gene septin10). The transcript is spliced from 10 exons. Gene Ontology annotation, cellular component: cell division site; microtubule cytoskeleton; septin complex. Gene Ontology annotation, molecular function: molecular adaptor activity; GTPase activity; GTP binding. Lineage: Eukaryota; Metazoa; Chordata; Actinopteri; Scombriformes; Scombridae. Bases 149 to 1432 code for a protein of 427 amino acids. Gene Ontology annotation, biological process: cytoskeleton-dependent cytokinesis. The record is from RefSeq and is a predicted model, not a curated record.